Messenger RNA from Acanthaster planci (crown-of-thorns starfish), 10819 nucleotides. RefSeq names its product ATP-binding cassette sub-family C member 8-like. Gene Ontology annotation, cellular component: membrane. NCBI's taxonomy places the organism in Eukaryota, Metazoa, Echinodermata, Asteroidea, Valvatida, Acanthasteridae. The record is from RefSeq and is a predicted model, not a curated record. Gene Ontology annotation, molecular function: ATP hydrolysis activity; ABC-type transporter activity; ATP binding. Gene Ontology annotation, biological process: potassium ion transport; transmembrane transport.
UUAGGCUGGAGUGUGUAUGGGAUUGGACAUGUUGGAGGGUACCCCUCUGUCCCAUUUCGUGCCUGGUAUAUUUAAAGUCACGCCACAGUCACACACGUACGCAAAGACAUGCAGUCUCAGCACCGUCAAUGGAUCGUAGGGUGCACAAACUGCAGGGUGCAUAAGGAUUUAUGAUUAUGUGCAAGUGAGCUGCGGAAAUAUGCUAGUAAGAUUCAAGUAAACAAAUGCUAUCAAUAUGACUGUACGGAGUUUGGGGCAUUUUACACCACUAACAAGCACGUUUAUCGAGCGGCUGAUGUGGGAACCAUUCCCACUGCCUCUUCAAAUGAAGACCAUGUUUGCAGCUUUGGAGUUACGUGCUUACUCAUCAAAAUCCCACGGCCACCGAAGGAAAUUGUUUCGUUCGGUAAAAACAUGCAGUUGGAAUAUCAUCCGGAAAAUAUUCAUAGGGUCGGCAUGGACCAGGUGCUUGGAAAGUUCAACUGGUACUGCGGAGUCAACAACACCGAGACUCUGGAUAAUUUGACCUUUGACCUGAACCACACCCUGUACAAUGCCUGCUUUGUGGAUCUGGCUUACACCCUGCCACACCUCAUCUUCAUCGUCUUGGGCGUCCUGGUUCUCUUCAUCCUGGGAUGCUGCACCCGCAUCCGGAAGGAGCGCCACUGGUACCUCAUCCAGUACCCAGGCCACAACUGCCGCUGGGUGAUCAACUUCAUCUUCUUCUCCUUGCUACUCUGCCAGAUCGCCGAAGGCAUCCUGAAUGAGCUGGAGGUCUACAACGGACAGCCCACCAGGCCACACCUGUACGUCCCCGCAGUGCUGGUCUUCGUGGGCACCAUCCUGGCCAUGUUCUACUACAACCAGAUGGAGACCUGGAAUCGCCGGCACAUGGCCUGGCUGCUGCUGGUAUACUGGGCGCUGGCCCUGGGAGGCGAGGUGACACGACUCCUGAAUUUCCUGCAUGAUCUGGGGGUGGAUCUCACCAUAUUACGGGUUGAUCUCAACCUGGCAGCUAUUGCCAUUUACAGCCUGUUCCUUCUGCUGGAGCUAAAUGUCAUCCGAGUAAAGAUCUUCAAGUGUUGCUGUGAAGAGGAGAAGUUUCCAGAGGACUUGAAGAAGGACGACAUGCAUUAUCUGCAGGGCUACACCAGCCUGCUGUCGUCGGCAUUCUACUGGUGGCUGAACUGGAUCUUCAAGAAGGGCUACAAGCAAGCUCUAGAGAUGUCAGACCUUGGCAGCCUGUCCGAGAUACACACCACCAAGUACCAGAGGGACACCUUCACCAGAGCCCUCAAGAAGGAGCAGGAGAGAGCCAAGGCAAACAAGACAUCGCUCAGCCUCUACCGUGUCUACGCCCGAGCCUUUGGCUUCCGCAUCCUUGUCGGGGGCUUUGUCAAGUUCUUCGGCGAUGCGGCCACCUUCAUACCACCCCUGGCACUGGCAGGAGCCAUCAACUACGUCACCAAAAUAUUCUACAAAACACCGGAGGAGGAGUACAUACGGGGCGAGUACGUCUCGGUGCAGGAGUUUCUGAGUAACGGCUUUGUGCUGAUCAUCAUCAUGUUCUGGUCCAACAUUGUCAAGCUGCUGUCUCAGCAGGGUCACUACCACAUUGUCAUCACGGAGUCGGCUCACCUGAAGUCCUCCAUGCAGGCUGCAAUAUACGACAAGUCGCUGCGUCUCUCCAGCUACACCAUUAGCGGGGGCUCCAUGACCAUGGGCCAGAUCACCAACCACAUGUCGGUGGACACCACUAACAUCCUCAACUCCACACAGUGGGUCCACUACAUCUGGUCCAUUCCAUUCCUGAUCAUCGGCUACAUGGUGAUUCUGUACUUUGAGCUGGGAGUGGCUUCCCUGAUUGGCUGCGUCGUCUUCUUCAUCACCAUACCGAUCCAAGCUGUCAUAGCCAGGCAGACGGCCAAAUACCAGAAGGCUAUCAUGGAAAAAUCGGACGAGCGUCUGAAGCGAACCAACGAGUUGCUGCAGGGGAUCAAGCUGAUCAAGCUGUACGGCUGGGAGGACAUGUUCUACACGGCCAUCAAGAAGGUCCGAGGCCUGGAGAUCCUAAACAUGAUGAAGGCAAUGGGCUGGCGGAUUCUGUUGACAACCAUUACCAGCGCCAGCCCACUCAUGGUGACUCUUGUGUCUUACGGCCUGUACACCAAGCUCACCGGCCUGCCGCUGACCUCGGGCGUGGCCUUCGCCGCCCUCUCCGUCUUCAACCAGAUGUCCCUCCCCCUCUUCCUGAUGCCCAUGGUCUUUGUCAUGCACAUCAACGCCGUGGUCAGCACCAAGCGGCUGCAGGCGUUCUUUGAGGCCGCUGAGAUCGAGACACUGGAGCUGGACGAGGGGGACACCGAGAUCGAGGCUGGCAAGGGACUCAUCAAUGAAAAGGUUGCCGUGCGUCAACCCAAACGCCAUCGUGCAGAGGACAGGCAGAGGUUGCUCUCGUCAAUGGAGGACGAGGAAGACGGGGUGAUGGAGGGUAUCCACAGCGUCUCACGUUCGCCAGUGCAUCCCAGCAUCCCGGACAACCUUGCAAUAAGGAUCCAAGGGGACUAUACAUGGGACCAGACUGCCAGUACACCCACCAUCAGAAACAUCGAUUUGGAUAUCCCAGUUGGAAAACUGACCAUGGUUGUGGGUCAGGUCGGCUCAGGCAAGUCCUCUUUACUGUCGGCCAUCCUGGGGGAGAUGACCACAGUCUCGGGCCGCGUCCAGUGGAACAGGAAGUACAACUCCGUGGCCUACGGAGCACAGAAGGCGUGGCUGUUAAAUGCUUCCCUCAAAGAGAAUGUACUCUUUGGCAACCAGCUGGAAAAUGACAGGUACAAGAGGGUGAUAGCGGCCUGCUCCCUGCAGCCGGACAUCGACAUUCUCCCUGGUGGAGACAAGACGGAGAUCGGAGAGAAGGGAAUCAACCUGAGCGGUGGGCAGAAGCAGCGUGUCAGCGUAGGCAGGGCCAUGUACAGUUACAAUGAGGUCGUCAUACUGGACGAUCCCCUGUCCGCCCUGGACAUGCAUGUGGGCAGUCACCUUUUUAAGGAAGGCAUUGAGGACUACCUCAUGAAGAAGAGCAAGCGCACGGUCAUCCUGGUCACGCACCAGCUGCAGUAUGCCGACAAGGCGGACAAGAUCGUUUACAUGAAGGACGGCCAGAUCCAGCACCAGGGAACGCUGGAGGAGAUCCGGGAGGAGAACCCGGAGUUGGUGGCCAACUGGACGGCCACAGCCAAUGAGGCGAUGGAGGAGUCGGAGUCGGAAGGGGAAGAGCAGGUCAAGGAAGAGCGAGCCAAGCUGGUGCGGCAGGUCUCCAGCAUCAUGGAAGAGGAGAAGAAAGCCGAGCUGGCCAGAUCGGAAUCAACAGCCGGCAAACUGGUUGAGAAAGAAGAACGGGCAGAAGGCUCAGUGUCCUGGCGCGUCUACCUAGUCUACAUCAGGCAUCUAGGCUUCGGGGUCUUCUUCUUCCAACUGCUGCUGCUGAUGGGCCGAAACGGUUUGAGUAUAGGCACCAACUACUGGCUGGCAGCCUGGUCGGAACACGGCAACACUCUCAACAUCUCCCAGAACGGAACCGAGGAUCCUCUACUUGGUUACUACCUGGGUGGCUACGCAGGUCUUUCUGUGGCCAAUAUAAUCAUCGGAGCUGCCGCAUCAACGGUCCUGUACAUUGGCUCUCUGAUAGCUGCAAAGAAGCUUCACAACAGCAUGUUGAACACCAUCAUAAGUGCCCCGCUCAGAUUCUUUGAUACUACCCCAAUUGGGCGUGUUCUCAAUCGGUUCUCUUCAGACACAGCUGUCAUUGACAUGCAACUCGGAGGGACUCUACUUACUUUCUUGAGCUUCAGUUUGAACUGUAUAUCGGCUGUGCUGGUGGACGCCAUUGUCACCUGGUACUUUGUCAUUGCGCUGAUCCCCAUCUUUUUCUUGUACAUCUUGCUGAUGAAGGUUUUCAUCACUACAUCCAGGGAGCUACAACGUUUGGACAGCAUCAGUAAGUCACCAGUCUACGCUCACUUCUCGGAAUCACUGGGAGGCUUGUCCACCAUCAGAGCCUACAAACAGCAGCAGCGUUUCCAGAAACUCCUCGUCAAAAAGAUCGAGUCCAGUAACUUGACUUUCUUGUAUCUGAACACUGGAAAUAGGUGGCUGGGUAGCCGACUGGACUUGAUCGGAGCUUCGAUCGUGUUAUUCGCUGGACUGGCCACCAUGGUCACUGCCUUAACUGGGGGAAGUCUUCAACCCAGCUUGGUUGGCCUGGCAAUCACCUAUGCUCUCAGUAUCUCUAGCCAAUUGAACUGGGUGAUCCGCAUGUCGGCCAAUCUAGAGAUGCAGAUGAACGCAAUGGAACGAGUGGAGUACUACAAGUCUGUCAAGAAAGAGGACUAUGACGGCUUACUAGAGCCAGGCAGCGAUUGGCCCGACAGGGGUGAGAUCCUCUACAAGGGUGUCUCGGCCCGCUACGCCACUGAACUCGAGCCCGUGCUCCACGACAUUGACAUCCACUUCAGGGCUGGAGAAAAGGUCGGGAUCUGCGGUCGGACUGGGAGCGGCAAAUCAUCCCUAACUCUGACCCUCUUCAGAAUCAUCCAGACGUUCAGAGGGCAAAUCUUGAUAGAUGGCAUGAACAUCGCCCACCUGCCGUUGGUUGAAGUCCGCCGUCGUUUGGCCAUCAUUCCACAGGACCCUGUGCUUUUCACAGGCACCAUCAGGUUUAAUCUGGAUGCACGGGGUGAGCACGAUGAUAAUGCAUUGUGGGAAGCCCUGAAGAUCGCGCAGCUGAAAGAUGUGGUGUCAGAUCUUGACCUCAAACUGGAUGCCAUGGUGACGGAGGGAGGUGAGAAUUUCAGCGUGGGUCAGCGUCAGCUGUUCUGUUUAGCUCGUGCCUUCUUGAGGAAGACUCGCAUUCUUGUCAUGGACGAGGCCACUGCCUCCAUCGACUUGGAAACGGAUGCCAUUCUCCAAGACGUUGUAGCCUCUGCCUUUAAAGAGAGGACCGUACUCACCAUAGCUCACCGUGUGCAAACCAUCCUGGACUCGGACCACAUCCUGGUUCUGAACGAGGGUCGGAUCGCCGAGUAUGACACGCCACAGAAUCUGCUGGCUCAAGAGGACAGCAUCUUUGCCUCUCUCGUCAGGGCUGGAAGUUAAGGAGGUGGUCCCUGAGGCGAAGACACUGACUUAAACCUCACUCAUCACAAAAGUAGUACAACUGGCUCAAUUUCAGAACACUGGGGAAGUAUGAAAAGAACUUUGCAAUGACCGUGUCGUAAGUGACCAUUAUGUGAGUGUCAGAGCCAGGGGGAAAUGAUUAUGUUUGGAUUGCCAGUGUGGUUUGGAGAAUUAAAACUGUUGGUUCCUAUUAAGGCCUUAAUUUGUUUGUUGUUAUCUCUGACCAACGAUUAUUGAUGAAGUCUUUACAGCUUCUUGAAAUUUUCUUAAAACAUCUGUGUUCUUGAGUAGAUAGAAAAAAAUGCCUACAGAGUAUUCUAUUUUCCCCAAAUACCUCGUCUUUUGACAAUUUUUCCAACAACUAUUGUCAUGUCUCAUGCUAAGGGACAGCAGCACUCAGCUUUAAGUUCCCUUUUUUAUAUGGUUUUCGUAUGAUUUAAGUUUGGCACUCUGUGGUUGGUCAUUGAGACUUGGCUAGUUCAGUAUUCCAACUCCGCUUAUGCACAUCAUUCGAUAAUUUUCUCUUUGGAGAUUAAUGAUCUACGACAUGUAUUCAGAAUUACUGAGGUUACCAACAAAAUUGAAGCUAAGUUCUUGUUCCUGAAGUAAGUACAAAACUUACUGCGAUUGUAGGCAGCUCUGUGCUUCAGUGCUCCCAAUUUUUGUGAGAACUAUUAUCCAAAUUAUUGUUUUGAAUGCAGAUUUAUCCACCAUUGCUACAUAGACGCUAUAAACAUCUGGAUCCUUUAAAAACCAUUGAUGUAACCCUUUUCCUUAGAUUUGAGGAUAAGGUGACCUUUGCUGAGCUCUCCAUAAAACUCUGAUUACUUCACCUACUGUUGCCAGCACUGAUCCUAUUGCUGGUUAGGUGUGGAGAAAUCUUUAAAAAGGCCUGUAACCCUGCCCAUUGGUGAAUAAUUGGGAGUUGUUCAAAAUCCCUGAAAAAACUUCCGUUUGGUAUGAGACCUUUAAACAUCCAAGGAUAAAUAUCCUUGAAACGGCCCUUAAGGAUUCACUCCACAGCCAAGUGGUACUUCAAUGAGAACAUAUUAUUGUGGGAUUGUGUACAUCCAUCUGCAGUGUUUGCCCCGAAGUGAGAAUUAUCGAAGAAUGCCAACCUCGUACGUAGUUGGGAUAUUGAGCUGGCUUCUGAAAUGUCACUGGUUCAGUGCACCCACCUUACAGAAUGUCCAGCUUUGUUAUGGGUUGUUGUGUACAUUCAAGCAUUGCACUGCCAUUUGAUAAAUCUACAAGUUCGUUGUUAAAAAUGCACUCAGAGAUGUGAUACGCCCUAGGUGUAUUUCACCGAUUGGCCUGUGAUACGAAAGUUCUGGCAUGCACAUGCUGAAAUACAUGUAGCUGCCUUGUUUUUUCUGUCCUAAUUUAACACAGCUUGGUCAAAGAAAAACACUUAUUCAAGAUGUCUUUUGUCGUAAGGACUUCAAAUGUAGCAGGGUUCCGGACUGGAAAUAUGAAAGGGUUUUAUAGUAUUUUUGGAAGGUGGUUUUUGAGUUUUGAGUUUAUAUUUUGAGAUCACAAAGUGAGUUUAGUUUUGGUAGGUAGUUUAUUCAUAGAAAGGGUCCUCAUUAAAAAUCAGUUGACUUUAGGCAGGGUAGUUUUCUUUGCAGACAGUCUUUUGAACCAUAUAAUAGAUAUUUUGAUUUGCAUUUUUGUAUAUACUUGCAUUGAUUCCUAGGUUUUUACUGUAAUCCUGUAUGUAGUGUUUUUGAAAAGUUUAAACAUUUUCAAAAGUACAAAGUUUACAUCAACUUAAGAAUAUGUAUUACAACCCAAGUUUCAAAACGGAAAAAUCACUUAUUGGUGCCUUUAUGAUUGUCUUCUAAAUGAUAGGUCAAAUUCUUGUGGAGUGUGAAAGCAGCACUCUCAUCAAUACUUUGAGUUUAUAAUAUUUUUACAGUACUUGGUUCAACCAAUACAGUCAUCUUCGGAAUGGUAGCGGUUUCGGUAUGAAUUAAAACCAAUACAAAUCCUCAACCUCCUUCAGGGUUCCCGGGCCCAGUUGCAAGUUAAUCAGCAAAUCGUCGUGUGCCCAGCAAAAGGGUGCAAGCAUGCUUACACCCUUUUGCCGGGAAACAUGAUCACAGCAGAAAAAAAUGUUCCUGGCAAAAGGGCGUAAGAAACACAUUCUCUUUAUUUAGUAAAAACCAGAUAAAUUUAACCACAAAAUCACCACGGGCUGUACAAAAAACAACCUUGGAACAACUUAUAACGCGACUAGGGAUUUUUUUUACUUUUAGCAAAGAAAUCUUUAUAAUUCAUUAAAAUAAAACAGUUGCAUACAAAUGUCCUUUUGCAGGGAAAAAGUUUUUUUUUUUGGAAGUGAUCAUUCUUACGGGCCAAAGGGCACAAGCGCUUACAUCCUUCCUGGCACACGAUUAAAUAUUUGCUUAGCCGAUAUCUGUGCUAAAUACCAGUCACUACUAAUGUCACCUCGUGACUUUUGACCGGCAACCUUGUUUCUGCCAAGCAGUGUCCACUGCAGGUAACAACGUUUUUGUGCCCAAGAAAGCGUCUUUGGCAUGUUUCCAAGCCUGAGAUCUUAAGCCCGGUUUUGAUUUUGUCGAAUAUAUCAAGUCCCACAGUCCUCAAAAAAACAAAAGAUUGUUUGAACACGUAGUAGCCCUCUGUAUUGAUGAUGUAUUACUGUGUUUACUGCAAUGCAGAAUGGGAUAGACCAUGAGACAUCGGUGCAUUUAUUGCCAACACACUGCUAUCAUAAGCACAUGGAUACUUUCCAAAAGGCAGUUUUGUAACUGUCAUUUUGAAUCUUCCGAGGAAUUAUCUUCCACAACUAGAAUUGGUCAAAGAUUGCACCUCAAACUUACUUAUCGAAUGUCACUUGUAUGUCUGCCAUUUGCCCUACUCACAGCACACGCAGGGGGCUGUGUAGACCACGUGAUUUACCCCCACUCCAUCUUACCAUGCACUGCGUAAACACUCUGAAAUGAUAUCAGUACACAGGGCUUCCUGAAACAGUCCUUCUGGGGGGGAUGUCCUAAAUGCUGAUUUGACUGCAUGGAUUUUGAAGAAAGAAAAAACUGUGUGAGAAAAAAAUCUCUAGCAGCUUUGUCAAACUGACAUUCAAUUUCGUACCUCAGAGCAAUUGCUCUAACUUUUCAAAGAGUCUGCUUUCACAUGCGAGGUAGAAGUAGAAGCAGGGUAAACAGCGUUGCAUGAGCAGCCGGCCAAACAACAGGCCAGCACAGAUUUCUCCUCAGUGAGCACAGGUAUCCGCUCUACCUACAGGGUUUGACUCAACUUUGGUUUUGUUAUUGAAGGAGAUUUGUCUUUUCUUUUUAAGAACCUCCAAAUGAUCUCUUCUAAAUUGUUUAAUACAACAACUCCUUUUUAUUUAGUUUUAUCAGUUUCUAUUUUUUUUGAAGACCUACAUGUUUUAUGGUUGGGAAGGUCUUCAAUGCAAUGCAGGUUGUCUUCUUUGUUUUUAGUAAAUAAUUUUAAAAUAAUUUUUGACUUGUUACCUGUUUUCUUUCUGUUUUAAUCUUACAUAAUGUGCUACCUCUACAUACAUACUUUUUUAUCGUUUACUUGUCUGUUUUCUUCAUUCCAGUAAACUGUGUGCCAAUAUUCAGCGGUGUAACUUUCAUUUCAAAUUAUACUACGCUACUUUAACCCUAACAGUCCUCAAUCCUCCAACAGGUGAAGGAUUGAGGGUUGUUAGGGUUAGUGAGCAUUUAUUGUAACAAGUGGUAAGUGUCAGGAUACAUAUAUUGCUAGCUUGCACAAAAUCAAUUUUGCUGAAAUAUUUCUUGUCCCGGAUUUCAAGAGAAUGUUUCGCAUGUCAUUGUAGUAGGUGGAAAGGCUUGCGGUAGCACCAUGCGAAGGAAUAUAUGACUUAUGAGUAUGUGUAGUUCUGAAAAGAACCAAGAGUUUACUCAAAGUUUGGACUGAAGACAUCUCACAUUGUCUUCUCACAUUCAGGCAUGAGGCCAGUCGACCCUUCAGCUCUCCGACGGGUCAUUGAGAAAAUAUGUGCAGACGCUCAAGUGUUUAUGUACCCAGCCCAAUGCUCAACUUGCUCAGCACAUUUUUUGUGCUAAGCAGGACUAAGCAGAGUAUCGGUCUCAAGUGAUAGACUUAGCACUGUGUUUUGAUCGGUAUCCUGUUUCUGCUGAGCAUAUAUAUCGUUUGCUUAACACACAUUUCUUUUCUCAGCAGCACUGUGGAAUUCACUGCCAUAGGCCAGUCACAUGGUAAAUCAUCAUAAAAUUGGGACUAAGUAUAAACGGUCUUUCGUCCAUCCCAAACACGAAUAGUAGCAAUAGAAUGACAGGACCACAGUGUUUGCAUGUACAUGUGUAAUACUAGACCAGAAUUCAUCACAUCUCAUCUUAAGUUUUAUCACCUCUCCGAUUCAUGGCAAGUGUCAUUUUUUGCUCAGAUACGUUGAAAAAUUCAGAUUUGGGAACAUUUUCCACACAUCUGGGUUCAGGCACAAGAGAAUUGGUAAUUACAGUAUUCUAAGUUUCCUUUGAAGUUGUGGGUUUCUGACAGCGUAGACUGUAGACAAUCUUGACGGUCUCUAAGACUGCAUGGCGGUGCCAAAAUGUAAGCUUCUGUUCCACAGCCUCUUAUAUUCACUGUCAGUUUUGUACAAAGUGCUUCAUAUCUUUAGGAAAAUUAUAUGAUUUGGAAAUAUUCCUCUAAUAUAGUUACUUUCUACUUUUUAGUGAAAGAUAUGCAAUGUCCGUCUUUCUUAGGUGCGUGUGUGGUUUUUGAUUGAUAUCGAUUUACUUAAUGUUAAACAGAAAGUAGUUUGCAGAUGAAAUGUAUAUUGAAAAUAGUAUUUUCAUGAAUAAUACCAGUGAGUUGUGAAGUAUUGAAUGCCAUUCAGAUGGUUUUUGAACGGAUCGUAGAUGACGGUACUUUUUUGUUGAGUCUCUUUUUUCUGUUCUUUUUUUUUCUACUGUAGUGUACUGUAGUUGAAAAGAAAAUUGCUAGUUCUGUAAUAAAUUCAUGAAAUUUUGACUGUCUCACCGGGAAGAAUUUCACACUCAAGGAUUGCAUCAAGUUAAUGGCUCAGUUGAACCCAGAUUUACAAGUCGGAGCACUCAUGACAUAAAUGCAAAAUUUGUGUGGCUAUUUUUUUUUAAUUUUGAUAAAAAAUUGUUUUUAUUUCAUGCAGCAUGAGCACCUUGUAGAAAUUAUAAUUUUUGGCACAGCAGCUGGUCUACAUAUGGCUUCCUCCUCUUCUGAUAGACCCUUCCCAUAUUGCCUACUAUUUUAAUGGGCAGCCAAAGUUUUCCAAAAGUUCCCCUUCAGUUGGUGACUGGUUUUGCUUCUCAUUUCACUUCAAGCAGCGGUGUAUCUACUACUUUGUGGUUUGGUAGCUACUGAAAAUUUGUUCAGCGCUCUGGAUUAUUUGUCAGCUAUGCUGACAAGCCAGUGUAGUCUACUUUAAUAGCACUGGUAGGCAAAAACUAAGGCCACGGGAAAUCAGAGGUCACCAUAGAAUCUGCGUUGUUUUAAUUUUUGAAUGGUAACAGGAAUUUUGGUCAUAUUGCUUUUACCCUUUUUUAAAAGUAGUGUGCAUUUAAGUCUACAUUGUCAACUGUGUCAUGAUUCAGAAACUUAUGCAUUAAAAAAGAACUUGACAAAAUGA